Messenger RNA from Ananas comosus (pineapple), 2746 nucleotides. Its product is annotated as elongation factor G, mitochondrial. Gene Ontology annotation, cellular component: mitochondrion. The transcript has 20 exons. Gene Ontology annotation, molecular function: GTP binding; translation elongation factor activity; GTPase activity. Bases 106 to 2391 code for a protein of 761 amino acids. NCBI's taxonomy places the organism in Eukaryota, Viridiplantae, Streptophyta, Magnoliopsida, Poales, Bromeliaceae. The record is from RefSeq and is a predicted model, not a curated record. Gene Ontology annotation, biological process: mitochondrial translational elongation.
ACAAACAAAAAGAGCAGGGAGUGGCCGUUUCUCUUUCUUUCGCGAAGGCGCGAUUAGGGUUGUGGCGGAACCCUAAACCCGCCACCCUCACUCUCGGCGACGACGAUGGCGAGGUCAUCCGCGGCCGGGCUCCUCUCCUCCCUCCGGUCGAGGGGCGGCGACGCCCUCCUCCAACCCCUCCGCCCCGUCUCUCUCCUCCUCCUCCUCCACGGCGGCGGCGGCGGCGGCGCCGGGGGGUGGCAGCGGGCGAUGUCUACGGGGAGCGCGGCUCGGGCGAAGGAGGAGAAGGAGGCGUGGUGGAAGGAGGCGAUGGAGCGGAUGCGGAACAUCGGGAUUUCCGCCCACAUCGACUCCGGGAAGACGACGCUGACGGAGCGGAUCCUCUUCUACACGGGGAGGAUCCACGAGAUCCACGAGGUGCGCGGCCGCGACGGCGUCGGGGCGAAGAUGGACUCCAUGGACCUCGAGAGGGAGAAGGGGAUCACCAUCCAGUCCGCCGCCACCUACUGCACCUGGAACGGAUACCAGGUUAAUAUAAUUGAUACUCCAGGUCACGUGGAUUUCACCAUUGAAGUAGAGAGGGCAUUGCGUGUUCUUGAUGGUGCCAUCCUUGUUCUAUGUAGUGUUGGUGGUGUACAAAGUCAAUCAAUCACUGUCGAUCGCCAAAUGAGAAGAUAUGAAGUUCCAAGGCUUGCAUUCAUUAACAAAUUAGAUAGAAUGGGAGCAGAUCCAUGGAAAGUUCUUAAUCAGGCAAGAUCUAAGCUCCGUCACCACAGUGCAGCGGUACAAGUGCCAAUGGGAUUAGAAGAGGAAUUCCAGGGCCUUGUGGAUCUUGUAGAAUUGAAAGCCUAUUACUUCCAGGGUCCCAAUGGUGAAAAGGUUGUUGAAGCUGAUAUUCCAUCAAAUAUGGAAGGAUUAGUCACAGAAAAGCGACGUGAGCUUAUUGAAGUUGUUUCUGAAGUGGAUGAUAAGCUAGCUGAAGCUUUUCUUAAUGAUGAGCCUAUCACGUCAAGCGACCUUAAGAUGGCUAUUCGUAGGGCUACAGUAGCGCGCAAGUUUGUACCGGUGUUUAUGGGAAGCGCAUUCAAAAAUAAGGGUGUUCAACCGCUUCUUGAUGGAGUGCUGGACUAUCUGCCUUUCCCGACUGAGGUUGAAAAUUAUGCACUUGACCAAAAUAAAUCUGAAGAGAAGGUAUUACUGUCUGGGAAUCCUGCUGGACCCCUUGUUGCUUUGGCUUUCAAGCUGGAGGAAGGGCGGUUUGGUCAGUUGACAUAUUUGAGGAUCUAUGAAGGUGUUAUACGCAAGGGUGACUUUAUAAUCAAUGUAAACACAGGGAAGAAGAUUAAAGUUCCUCGUUUAGUUAGGAUGCAUUCUGAUGAGAUGGAGGACAUUCAAGAAGCUCAUGCUGGCCAAAUUGUUGCUGUGUUUGGAGUGGAUUGUGCAUCAGGUGAUACAUUUACAGAUGGGUCGGUCAGAUACACCAUGACUUCCAUGAAUGUUCCUGAACCAGUGAUGUCGUUGGCUGUUUCACCUGUAUCUAAAGAUUCUGGAGGACAAUUUUCAAAAGCACUAAAUCGUUUCCAGAAAGAGGAUCCAACUUUCCGUGUUGGUCUGGAUGUUGAGAGUGGGCAGACAAUCAUCUCUGGGAUGGGGGAGCUUCAUUUGGAUAUUUAUGUUGAACGCAUUCGCAGGGAGUACAAGGUUGAUGCGAAGGUGGGAAGACCACGUGUUAACUUUAGGGAAACUGUCACCCAGCGUGCAAAUUUUGAUUACUUGCACAAGAAGCAAUCAGGAGGUCAAGGUCAAUAUGGACGUGUUUGUGGAUAUAUCGAACCUCUUCCAAUGGGAUCUCCAACGAAGUUUGAAUUUGAGAAUAUGAUUAUAGGUCAAGCAAUUCCUUCGAAUUUUAUCCCAGCUAUAGAGAAAGGCUUUAAAGAAGCUAGCAACUCGGGAUCAUUGAUUGGGCAUCCUGUUGAAAAUCUUCGAGUAGUUUUGACUGAUGGAGCAUCACAUGCAGUGGAUUCAAGUGAACUGGCUUUUAAGUUGGCAGCCAUUUAUGCUUUCAGACAGUGUUAUGCAGCAGCUAAGCCUGUCAUAUUGGAACCUGUGAUGAAGGUAGAACUAAAAGUACCAACAGAAUUUCAGGGCACCGUUACUGGUGACAUUAAUAAGAGAAAAGGUGUGAUCGUUGGAAAUGACCAAGAUGGUGAUGACACCAUCGUCGUUGCUCAAGUACCACUGAACAACAUGUUUGGAUACUCGACGGCACUUCGCUCCAUGACCCAGGGCAAAGGCGAGUUCACCAUGGAAUACCUGGAGCAUUUGGCGGUCUCCCAAGAUGUACAAAUGCAGCUCAUAAACACCUACAAGGCUAACAAGGGCGCUGAGUAAUCUAUUCUUUGAUAUAAUUAUAUUUAUAGACUUUCUACAGGAAAUUUUGUACUCACGUGCACAAAACCACAUGUAACAUUAGCAUUAUUAAUUUUUUUGUGUUCCAAUUUCCAAAUGAGGUAGGCGUGCCAUUUUUUGGACUGUUAGUAAUGUCGUUGCUAUAAACGUUAGAACAGAAUACCCAGCACUAGUCAAAAUGUGUGGAAAUAAAGUUGGGUCCUCUUUUUGAUCAUAAUUUUCUUUGUUUAGUCAUUGUAACUGUAGCUGUUAUUGCAAGGAAUAGCUGCUACCACCUGGAAACUAUAGCUGUUGCUGACUAGUGGGAAAUGGUAGAAGAUAAGUCUCUUGGGUAUCA